CAAAUCAAUGACUGUCAAAUUUUAGUUUUGAUUUUGAUUGACGAAUUUGGUUUCGUUGUUGUGGUGAUUUAGCGAAAUAAUUCUUUUCUUUCAUUUUCUCCAAAAGAAAAUUAGAUUACCGACAUAUAUAUAUAAAACACUUCAAUAAUGCCUAGUCAAGAAGUUGUCACCACAAAAGUCGUGGUACACCCCUUGGUACUCCUAAGUGUUGUGGAUCACUUUAACCGAAUGGGAAAGAUUGGAAACCAAAAACGAGUGGUCGGCGUACUUUUGGGUUGUUGGAGAGCCAAAGGAGUGCUUGAUGUCUCUAACAGUUUUGCAGUUCCAUUUGAUGAAGACGAUAAAGAUAAAUCUGUAUGGUUUUUGGAUCAUGAUUACCUUGAAAACAUGUAUGGUAUGUUUAAGAAGGUGAAUGCUCGAGAAAAGGUUGUGGGCUGGUACCACACUGGGCCGAAACUCCACCAGAAUGAUGUCGCUAUAAAUGAAUUGAUCAGGCGGUAUUGUCCUAACUCAGUCUUAGUCAUCAUUGAUGCUAAACCCAAGGAUCUUGGGUUACCAACUGAAGCCUACCAAGCUGUAGAGGAAGUCCAUGAUGAUGGCAGCCCUACAACAAGGACAUUUGAGCAUGUACCUAGUGAAAUUGGAGCAGAGGAAGCUGAAGAGGUUGGUGUGGAACAUCUCCUGAGAGACAUUAAAGAUACUACAGUUGGGAGUCUCUCUCAAAGAAUCACUAACCAAUUACUUGGGCUUCGUGGGCUGCAUUCUCAACUGAGUGAAAUUCGGGACUACUUGUUACAAGUUGGCCAGGGAUCCCUACCUAUGAAUCACCAGAUCAUUUAUCAGCUGCAAGACAUCUUCAACCUCUUGCCUGACAUUGCCAAUGACAACUUUGUUGACAACCUUUAUAUAAAGACAAAUGAUCAGUCACUUGUUGUAUACCUCGCUGCUCUUGUUAGAUCUAUUAUAGCUCUCCAUAAUCUUAUCAAUAACAAGAUCACAAAUAGAGAUGCUGAAGAAGGGAAGAAAGAAGAUGCUAAAGAUAAGAAAGAGAAAAAAGAUGAGAAAGAUGAUAAGAAGACCGAAGAUAAAGUGAAGGGAGAGAAGAAAGAGAAGGAGGAAAAGAAGAAAUAAUUGAAAAUCAUCAUUAGAUUAAGUUGUUUGUAAUGCUGAAUUAUUUUUAAAUAAAUUGUAUUUACUAAUUCCCAAUAA
This is a messenger RNA of Plodia interpunctella (Indianmeal moth), 1209 nucleotides long. RefSeq names its product Regulatory particle non-ATPase 8 (gene Rpn8). Gene Ontology annotation, molecular function: protein binding; metallopeptidase activity. Gene Ontology annotation, biological process: proteasome-mediated ubiquitin-dependent protein catabolic process. The record is from RefSeq and is a predicted model, not a curated record. The transcript is spliced from 2 exons. Gene Ontology annotation, cellular component: proteasome complex; proteasome regulatory particle. Bases 148 to 1131 code for a protein of 327 amino acids. NCBI's taxonomy places the organism in Eukaryota, Metazoa, Arthropoda, Insecta, Lepidoptera, Pyralidae.